This is a messenger RNA of Platichthys flesus (European flounder), 3598 nucleotides long. It is a transcript of the gene kcnc2, whose product is annotated as potassium voltage-gated channel, Shaw-related subfamily, member 2. NCBI's taxonomy places the organism in Eukaryota, Metazoa, Chordata, Actinopteri, Pleuronectiformes, Pleuronectidae. The transcript has 5 exons. Gene Ontology annotation, cellular component: axon; neuronal cell body membrane; voltage-gated potassium channel complex. Gene Ontology annotation, molecular function: protein binding; delayed rectifier potassium channel activity. The record is from RefSeq and is a predicted model, not a curated record. Gene Ontology annotation, biological process: protein homooligomerization; potassium ion transmembrane transport. Bases 284 to 1993 code for a protein of 569 amino acids.
ACACUGUGAGCGCUGCCGGUCUGAGCGGAGAGUGGCACAGCGACGACACCCCGCCUCCCCGAAAUCACCCCCCCAAACAAACGAUGGCCACCCGCCUCGCAGCACGCAAGAGCCACGAGAGCUGCGGAUGAGUGGAGCCGAGGAUGCUGCGCACCACGGCCAAAAUCCCGGAGCUCCUCUGAACAGGACUGUGGGUGUGUGCGCGCGUCGGGCUCGCUGCUACCUCCGGACUGCACUCGCCAACUUCCCCCGCUCUCCAUCAAGUCAUGUCUGAAACCGAGCGAUGGGCAAGUUUGACGACAACGAGAGGAUAAUCCUCAACGUCGGGGGCACCAGGCACGAGACCUACAAGACCACCCUGAAGACCCUGCCGGGGACGCGACUGGCGCUGCUCGCCUCCGACUCGGACCUCGACUCCGUGCUGGACCAGCUGCAACAAGUCCCCGGCUUCAUCGAGUACAACGCGCGGACCAACGAGUACUUCUUCGACCGCCACCCGGGCGUGUUCGCCUACGUGCUCAACUACUACCGCACCGGGAAGCUCCACUGCCCGGCGGAUGUGUGCGGACCGCUGUUCGAGGAGGAGCUCUCCUUCUGGGGCAUCGAUGAGACGGACGUGGAGCCCUGCUGCUGGAUGACUUACCGGCAGCACCGGGACGCGGAGGAGGCGCUGGACGUGUUCGAGCUCAACUGUGACAACGGGGACGAGGACGACGAUAUAGGGAAGAGGCUCGGCAUUGACGAGUUGGAUGCCGACGGUAACGUCAACCUGUGGAGGAAGUGGCAGCCGGUGAUCUGGAAUCUAUUCGAGGAUCCCUACUCCUCCAGGGCGGCGAGGUUUAUUGCCUUUGCAUCUUUGUUCUUCAUCCUGGUCUCCAUCACCACGUUCUGCCUGGAGACGCAUGAAGCUUUCAACACCAUAAUCAACAAAACGGAUCUGAUGCGGAACAGCAGUGGGCCGGACUUGGGCCCUCAGUACGAGAUUGAAACGGAUCCGGCACUCACCUACGUGGAGGGUGUUUGCGUCUUUUGGUUCACGAUUGAGUUUCUGGUGCGUGUGACAUUCUGCCCCGUCAAGUUGGAGUUUGUUAAAAGCGUCCUCAACAUCAUUGACUUUGUGGCCAUCCUGCCUUUCUACCUAGAGGUAGGGCUAAGUGGCCUUUCUUCAAAGGCCGCCAAGGAUGUGUUGGGUUUCCUCAGGGUGGUGCGCUUUGUUCGUAUCCUGCGCAUCUUCAAGCUCACACGUCAUUUUGUGGGGCUAAGGGUGUUGGGCCACACUUUACGUGCCAGCACCAAUGAAUUCUUGCUGCUCAUCAUCUUCCUGGCAUUGGGAGUGUUAAUUUUUGCCACCAUGAUUUACUAUGCCGAACGAAUCGGCGCCAAGCCCAACGACCCCACUGCUAGCUGCCACACCAAGUUCAAGAACAUCCCCAUUGGCUUCUGGUGGGCCGUGGUGACUAUGACUACACUGGGAUAUGGCGACAUGUAUCCAGAGACCUGGUCAGGCAUGGUGGUGGGGGCAUUAUGUGCUUUGGCUGGCGUGCUGACGAUAGCCAUGCCUGUGCCGGUUAUCGUCAAUAACUUUGGGAUGUACUACUCUUUGGCCAUGGCCAAGCAGAAGCUCCCGAAAAAGAGGAAGAAACACAUCCCUCAGGCAGUGCAGGGGGGGUCCCCCAGCUACUGCAAAGCUGAUCUCAACACCACCUGCAACAGCACUCAAGGUGACCUGGGCCACGUCAAAGGGAGCAGGGUACUAGAACCCUCAGUUCUGUCGGCAGACUACAGCAGUGACCUGACCAUGUCUCCAGAGGAGAGUGUCCCCAUGCGAAGGUCGAGCACCAGGGAACAGGACCAUCGGGGCGGGGGAACUUGCUUCCUGCUCUCUGCUAGUGACUACACCUGCCCUGCAGACGGAGCGAUGAGAAAAACAGAUAACUGCAAAGAGGUUGUCUUUACUGGUUUCACAAAAGCAGAGAGCAGCGUUCUAUCUUAAUGGCGUUGGGGGAAGGCGCCACCAUGGCGGAAAGACAAUUCAUUUCCUAUUUGAAUGACGGUGGGAUAAGACUGUCAUCGGUACGAGGACCUAUUGCAGCGGGAGGACCUCAUUAGGAGCCAUCAGGCCACUGCUCCAGGACAAUACGGACGAGGACGCGCUUAAAAACCACAGACUGACGGCCGCCUUGUUCACGGCUCAGCGAGCAGGGACGCAAAUGAAGACUUUGAUAAAGCAUUUACCUUUUCCUGCUUUCCUGUUUCAAGACUCUGGAGAAAAAGAAAAGGAAAGCAAACUGGACACGUCCUUAAAAGGGACAACGUACUGCAUAGAUACUUCUCCUGUAAAUAUAAAAACAACAGAACAGCACAUCUGGGCCACGCGGUUCCGUCCACACAUCUGUCUUUUGAUGGUGAGUCAGGUUACAAGGCUGUUGGUUGCAGAGUUGCACCACGAACACUCAAUGUCAGUCACUUUUCUUGCUGUGGUAUCCCUCCUCGCAAUAAGUGUAAUAAGAUGUAUCAGUUGAGGCACUUUGUGUUCUGAAAAUGGAGUGUAUUCAUAUAUGAAAUCCUACAUACAGUAUAUACAGUAUAGAGAGACAAACGUACUUAGUUGAAUAAAUGUGACAUCAUGGUCAUCUUUGCUUUUGUUUCCCCUCUGUAAUUGUCAGUAGGUUAUUACUCUGCUGUGUGUCAAUGUGUGUGUAUGUGUGUGUCUGUGUGUGUGUGCAUACUAAAUCUCCAGGGUAAGAUCGGGUCAGCAGAGACCAGUGAGUGAACGUGAUGUCGUCACUCUUCCUGUUAGUUUUUCAGCACAAACCCGAACGAGAGAGAGUCCCCCUGUGAUGCAGUCACCAUUCUAGAAGUCCCCCCGUCCCCCCGUCCUGCAUUCAACAUGCAGAUAUACCCUGCAUCAGUGCUGCAAGUUAAAAGCGGGACUUCUAGAAUGGCUCCAUCUGCACUGUAGCAAUCCCCUGAACCCAAACCAUCAGAUCGGAUUUGCAAUAAGCACCCAAAUAAAAAAACAAAAAGCGCCGAUCCACACUGUGAUUUCAGCAGCCUGUUACGCCCAGAGGGAGAAAGGCAGAGUGUGAAUGCUGCUCUGAAAGCCGAGAGAAACGAGUGGCACAACUCGUGUGUCACUUUGGUUGUGACCUGCACGGCUGUACGUCGCCCUGUACCCACAAUCCUCCUUGUGUAGUACACACGCUGCUUUACUCUUUGAGUUGACAAAGGGGUACCUACCGUUCUCUGUGUAUCUCUAACGUGACUUGAAGAAAAAAAGAAAGUGUUUAUUUUUUUUAAAUCCAGAACAUGUAUUUUUGUGUCUUACUGUUGCUCUUACUUGUGAAAGUCAUGGUAGUCGGAUGCUGUGCUUCUCCAUCGUGUCCUCAAACUGUCAGGCUUUUGAUCCCAGUUCAUGUUUUGUAUGUUUUAUUGUGAGGAAAAUUCUAGUUUGAAGUCUGUAUUCGUGGAGCCUUUUGUUGGCAUUCUAAAAUGCAUGCUGAAAAGAAAAAAAACAUUAUGUCAACUUGUUAAAAAAAGAAAAGAAAAGACAUACUGUAUAUCACAGUCAAGACGAUGUGUAUAAAGGUUAAUGCUA